Fusarium falciforme is the source of this 345-nucleotide messenger RNA. RefSeq lists its product as hypothetical. The transcript is spliced from 2 exons. The record is from RefSeq and is a predicted model, not a curated record. Gene Ontology annotation, cellular component: DASH complex; mitotic spindle. NCBI's taxonomy places the organism in Eukaryota, Fungi, Ascomycota, Sordariomycetes, Hypocreales, Nectriaceae. Gene Ontology annotation, biological process: attachment of spindle microtubules to kinetochore. Bases 70 to 345 code for a protein of 91 amino acids.
CCCACUAAACACCCACUAAACACCCAAUCUGUCCCUCCUACGACGUGCACCGACUCGGGGAGACUCAUCAUGGAGCAGGGUGCACCCAGCGGGAUUCUCUCCCCGCCAGAGCUCACGCCACUCGAGCAGGAGGUCCUGGAUGAGUACGAGCGUCUAGCCGACAACAUGAACAAGCUGGCUACUAUCCUCGAACACCUUGCAUCCAACCCUAGCACCGAGAUCCUCGAUAGCCUGCGCGAACUCGAGCGCAAGACGAGCCUGGCGUUUACCCUCCUCAAAGCUAGCGUGUACAGCAUAGUUCUACAGCAAGAGAUUGACUGGGGUGAUGGCUCGACGGCGCAGUAA